This is a messenger RNA of Eruca vesicaria subsp. sativa (arugula), 819 nucleotides long. The record is from the annotation of a GenBank genome assembly. Lineage: Eukaryota; Viridiplantae; Streptophyta; Magnoliopsida; Brassicales; Brassicaceae.
AAAAAAAAGACAAAGAUCAAAAACGAAAGUCAAACAGCUGUUUAGUCUGUAGAAGAAGAAUUCAUUGAUCUUCAUAAAUUCCAAAAAUUUGUGAAAACAAUGAUAUAGAAGAGACCACAAUUAGUUUUUGGAAUUAAGCAAAAACAAAAAAAUGAAUCAUAUUAAUCAGCAAUGGCUAAAGAGGUUUCCCUUCAAGAACGCAACGAUAGCUCUGACGAUGGUCAACGUGCUAAUCUUCCUCUUCCUCCUUCGCGGCUUUUUCACGUCAUCAUCAUCGUCCUCUUCUUCAUCAACCCGAAUCAUUUCAGCUCGGCUUCGGUAUAUCAAGGAAGCCCGAGAGAUUAGGCUCGCCAUGCAACCUUUAGAGCUCAUUAAAAGAGUCAAAGAAAUUCAACAGGAGCCAUUCAUAAGAGAUGAAACAGAGCAGCAGAAAGAUGUGAAGCUUAACACACCCGAUGAUCUGUCUAAACGGGUUAAAGCUUUCUUCCCCACUAACGAGGCAUUAAGUUUGAAAGCGUUGGAAGAAUGGCGAAAGCGGAAAAUGGAACGAGCAAGACAACGGAAAGUUGAGAAAACUGGAGGUGCAUUUAGCAGCAAGUAUGGUCGUGGAUAUAAAGACCAUGACUAUGCUACAGUUUACAGUCAUGGUCAUGUACCAGACACUCAUGCAGGCGAACACAAGGCUGGUGGUGGAACCACCAUGGCCGUUUAGAGUCGUCUUAUGUUUAUGUAAUGUUAUAUAACUUUGAUAAUGAGUUUAGACGAACCUUCCGUGUUCUUUUGUUAAUUUUAUGGAUUUCUCUAAGAGCAAGAUUAUUG